ACGACCUGCUAAUUUGCCGCAUCCCCUGUCACGCGAGAUAACGCUGCAAGUUUUAGGUCGCAACGCGGAACUCACGGAAGCACUCAGGUGGAGCCCCUGCGGUUCGUGUAGAGACUAGGGGCGGCCGAAUCUGUUCAUUAGAGCGUGCAAUCUAACGUCCGAAUAGCCUUAGUCCGAACUUCCACCACACUUUACCACGCGAGUUAUUAACCUCUGUACCACCCUGACCGUCAGAACUUUCAGAAGUUCGGACGCUAGGCUACACGCCCUUAGUUACCGACAAGUCGUAUUGAUAGUGAUUGCAGCGUUUGAUAGCUAUCUCUCGAUAGUUCUUAAAGUUUUGGUAGAGGAUCCGUGGAAGGCAAGAGGGAGCCAAUCUGGUGGAGUGAUGCUUCAGACGGAGGAGUUCGAGCGGGUAGGCGAUGCGAGGGACAUGGAGAUGGACGAACAGCACGAGGGCGCGGACGCCGGCUACGCGGAGCACCGCCUAGAGUACUACGACACGGACGAGUCGCUCGCGGCGAGCGACGACGAGGACAGCAUCAUGGACGACGAUGACUUCGGAUUCACGUGGCGCCAACCAGGCGGUUCACGUGGCGGUACCCGGCCGUUCCAAGACAACUCGGACGACGAUAGUGAUCUCCUGGAGGGCCCGGAGGACGUGAGCGCGCGGCAGGUGCGGCGGGGGCGGGACGUUCAGGGCAUCCCGUGGGAGCGGCUGCACCUGAGCCGGGAGAAGUACCGCGCCAUGCGCCUGCAGCAGUACAAGAACUACAAGAACCUUGACGUCUCGCUCGACGCUGUCGAUAAGGAAGUCCAGCAGGUGGCGACGGGCAGCGGAUUCUACGAGUUCGCGUACAACACGCGCGCUGUCAAGUCCACCAUCGUGCACUUCCAGCUGCGCAACCUGGUGUGGGCCACGUCAGCGCAUGACGUGUAUUCGCUGCACCACCACGUCAUCAAUCACUUCUCCCCCCUCACCCGGAAGUCCUCCCAAGUGCUCGACCUGGCAAGCCCUCUCGUCGCCCGCCCCCACACUCACGUUCACGCAGCCACAGGAGCCGCAGGCAGCGCAGCAGGCAGGGUGGGGCAAGGCAGCCGAGUGCAGCUAGAGGCCGCGGGACGGGCUAUCUACACGGGGCCUUCGCCCUCCGCUGCUUCUGCAGCAGCAUCCCCCGCUGGCGCUGCCACACACACAGCCCCUGGCUCCGGCAGAAGCAGCAGCAGCAGCAGUAGCAGCACGAGUGAGGGGAGAGGGGCGGAUGCGGGGGGGCGGGCGCAGGCGCAGCAGCAGCAGGAGGGGAUAUGGGAGGCGGUGGACCGGGUGCAGGUGAGCACCAUGUGCGUCAGACACGGGCUGCUCGUCGCGGGGGGCUUCCAUGGCGAGAUGGUCUGCAAGAGGCUCGGCACAGGCUCGGAAGCUGGGACAGGCUCGGAAUCCGAAGCAGGAGUGGCGUUCACGGGGCGGAUAUCGCGGGAUGAGAGCGCCAUCACGAAUGCCGUUGAGAUAUUCAGAGCGAACAGCGGCGCACUGAGCGUGCUGACGUCCAACAACGACUGCGUGGUGAGGGACUUCGACGUCGCCACCUUCUCCAUCCUCUCGCGCCAUGCCUUCCCCUGGCCCGUCAAUCACACGGCAGUGUCGCCUCACAGCACCCUGGUGUCGGUGGUGGGGGAUGAUCCCGAGGCUCUGCUGCUGGACCUCACCUCGGGCAAGGUUGUAGGCCGCAUGCGGGGCCAUGUGGACUACUCCUUCGCUACAGCCUGGCAUCCCGGCGGCAAUCUCUUUGCCACAGGCAACCAGGACACCACAUGCCGCGUGUGGGAUAGACGGCGCCUGGACUCCUCCCUCUUUACCCUCAAGGGGCGCCUGGGGGCCAUUCGGUCACUCAGAUUCACAAGCGAUGGCAGGUUCAUGGCAAUGGCCGAGCCGGCGGACUUUGUACAUAUUUUCGACACGAGCAGCGGGUUCACGCACGCUCAGGAGAUUGACAUCUUCGGGGAGAUUGCGGGUGUCUCGUUCUCGCCCGACACGGAGGCGCUGUUUGUGGGUGUGGCGGACCGCACGUACAGCAGCCUCCUGGAGUACACGCGCGCGCACUCGCACAGCUAUCUUGAUGCAUGCACAUGAGUUUCGUUUCUUGGGUGCCAUGGCGGACCACAAGUUGGUGAAGAUGAGUUGGGCAGCAGGUUGAAGGAGUGUACUUGUGUGCACUCGUAAGUAGGGUAGAGCAGCAACCUCAUUGGCUUGGUUUUGUAUUCAACUGGAAUAAUCAUCAGCAGCAAUGCUCUGACUGCAUUCUUUAGACAAGGUGACGUCAGCUGAACAGCCUGCUUCGCGUGUUGUCCAUCUCAGUGCUUGUGGGCAUCAUCAGAAGUACAGCUACACUCUGGU
Molecule: messenger RNA, 2395 nt
Organism: Closterium sp. NIES-67
Lineage: Eukaryota; Viridiplantae; Streptophyta; Zygnematophyceae; Desmidiales; Closteriaceae
Source: the annotation of a GenBank genome assembly